This is a messenger RNA of Trichosurus vulpecula (common brushtail), 1443 nucleotides long. It is a transcript of the gene CHRNA9, whose product is annotated as cholinergic receptor nicotinic alpha 9 subunit. The transcript has 5 exons. Bases 1 to 1443 code for a protein of 480 amino acids. Gene Ontology annotation, molecular function: acetylcholine-gated monoatomic cation-selective channel activity; transmembrane signaling receptor activity. Gene Ontology annotation, cellular component: neuron projection; postsynaptic membrane; synapse. Lineage: Eukaryota; Metazoa; Chordata; Mammalia; Diprotodontia; Phalangeridae. Gene Ontology annotation, biological process: chemical synaptic transmission; regulation of membrane potential; signal transduction. The record is from RefSeq and is a predicted model, not a curated record.
AUGGACUGGCCCCAUUCUUGCUUUUCCCUUUGCUGGAUUUUGUGGGCAGCCUCAAGAUUGAGAGUCAUAGAGGCAGCAGAAGGAAAAUAUGCUCAAAAGCUAUUUAAUGACCUUUUUGAAGAUUACUCCAAUGCCCUGAGACCAGUGGAAGAUACAGACAAAGUACUGAAUGUCACUCUACAGAUUACACUCUCCCAAAUUAAAGAUAUGGAUGAGAGAAACCAAAUUUUGACAGCCUAUCUGUGGAUUCGCCAAAUCUGGUACGAUGCGUAUCUCAAGUGGGAUAGAGACCAGUAUGAUGGGCUAGACACCAUCAGGAUCCCCAGUGACUUAGUAUGGAGGCCGGAUAUUGUUCUUUAUAACAAAGCUGAUGAUGAAUCUUCAGAGCCAGUGAAUACAAAUGUGGUCCUCAGAUAUGAUGGACUUAUCACUUGGGAUUCCCCGGCUAUAACCAAGAGUUCCUGUGUAGUUGAUGUAUCUUAUUUCCCUUUUGAUGAUCAGCAGUGCAACCUGACCUUUGGUUCCUGGACCUAUAAUGGUAAUCAAGUGGAUAUAUUUAAUGCAUUGGAUAGUGGAGACCUCUCUGAUUUCAUUGAAGAUGUGGAGUGGGAAAUCCAUGGAAUGCCUGCAGUCAAGAAUGUAAUCACUUAUGGGUGCUGCUCUGAGCCUUACCCAGACAUAACCUUUACGCUUAUUCUGAAGAGGAAAUCCUCUUUCUAUAUUGUUAACUUGCUGAUCCCAUGUGUGCUAAUAUCUUUUUUGGCCCCCUUGAGUUUUUACCUCCCAGCAGCCUCUGGUGAAAAAGUGUCCCUGGGAGUCACUGUCCUCUUGGCCAUGACCGUAUUUCAAUUAAUGGUUGCAGAGAUUAUGCCUCCUUCUGAGAAUGUACCUCUGAUAGGCAAGUACUAUAUAGCAACAAUGGCCCUGAUAACAGCAUCUACUGCACUGACCAUCAUGGUGAUGAAUAUCCACUUCUGUGGUGCUGAAGCCAAACCAGUACCCCAGUGGGCAAGGAUAGUCAUCUUGAAGUACAUGUCCAAGAUCUUAUUUGUUUACGAUGUUGGGGAAAGUUGUGCCAGCCCACGCCAAAGCAAAGAACGAGACCAUCACCAGAAGGACUAUGGCAAACUCCCAGAGCUGCACAGGAAAGGGCCCAGGAACAGAGACAGUAACAUUGCCCGAAAGAAGGAAAUCAGUAGAGUUUUAAACAAUGACUUGGGAACCCAGGGCGAGAAUCCCAAAGAGGGAGACAGUUACUGUGCCCGAUAUACAGCCCUGACGAGGAAUAUCGAGUACAUUGCUAAGUGCCUCAAAGAUCACCGGACCAAUAAUGCAAAAGGAAUUGAGUGGAAGAAGGUCGCAAAAGUGAUCGACAGGUUCUUCAUGUGGAUUUUUUUCAUCAUGGUGUUUGCUAUGAGUAUUUUGAUUAUAGCUAAAGCAUAA